CGCAAUUGGGUCUGAAGCAAAUAUUCCAAUCUUCGACACUUACUAUUUAUAAUUUUGACUCUCUCUCUCUCUCUAUCUCUUAUCCCAACCUUCCAUGUCUUCUCUCUCUUCUUCCUUCCCUCCUUUACCACGACAGAAUCGCCCGCCUCCACCUUCCCGAAAACCUAGAAAUUCCCUUCCUCAUCCUCUUCCUCUUCGCCGUUCUUCGAUCCCUUCCGCAGACUCACCGAUUGGCCGGAUAAACAAUUGGCUAGGGUUUCUGAUGCGAUUCUAUUGACUCCCCAACGGCAGCGGGCUUCUGUGUGAAGGAUUGAUGGAAGACAAUGCGGGGAUACCGGAGGACCUUCGUUGCAAGCGGUCGGAUGGGAAGCAGUGGCGCUGCAGUGCGCUGUCGAUGCCUGACAAGACCGUGUGUGAGAAGCAUUACAUCCAAGCGAAGCGCCGGGCGAUGAACUCUGCCAUGAGGGCAACCAUGAGGAAGGCCUCCAAGCGCAAGUCUCUGGACAAUUCCGACAUCUAUCAGGAAAGCCGGCGCCGGGAACGGGAGAUGUCUAGGUCGUCCGUUUCUCCUGUGAACCCUGCUGGAGAGUCGGUUUCGAUGCCUAGUUUAAAGAAGCACAAGGAGAGGCUUGCUAAGAGCCGUGGAGUUCGACGAGGUUCGCCGAGUCGUGAUGAUUUGCUGCAAAAAGAUGCAGUGCAGGCGGAUGGUAGUAGGGUUCAGGGGGUUUACUACAGUCGUCCUUCAAGCAAGGAGAUGAAGAAUUUUAGUGGGAAUGGUGUAGGGGAUUUUUCUGGGAAAAGUUCUGAUUCUUCGGGUGAUAUUGAAGGGAUCACUUGUCAUCACUGUCACCGGAAGUACAGGACGAACGUGGUAUGGUGCACAAGCUGUGAUAGGAAAGGAUAUUGUGAUGCCUGCAUCUUAAAAUGGUAUGCUGAGAUACCCAUGGAAGAUAUUCAAAAAGCAUGCCCAGCAUGUCGUGGUAUCUGUAAUUGCAGGGUCUGUUUGCGUGGAGAUAACCUAAUUAAGGCAAAGGUUGAAGGCAUAGCUGCAAUAGAUAGGUUGAGAUAUCUCCACAGCCUUUUGGCUUUCAUACUUCCAGUUCUUAAGCAGAUAUAUUCUGAGCAGUGUUUUGAGAUAUCAAUGGAAAAAAGAUUAUAUGGAAUAAAAGCUGAUAUUCCUAGAGAAAAAAUAAAUGCAGAUGAGCAGAUGCGUUGUGAUCUUUGCAAAGUUCCAAUUUUUGAUUAUCAUCGUCAUUGUAGUCAAUGUAUGUAUGAUCUUUGUCUCACGUGCUGCCGUGAUAUUCGAAAUUCGUCCCCAGUUAAUGACGAAGGAGAACCUACUUCUGAUAGAACUAGUAACGAAAAAUUAACGCCUCGAUCAGCUAAUGUGGAUGUUUUAGAUUUUACAAAUUUGUUUUCCAAGUGGAAGGUGAACAAUGAUGGAAGCAUUCCUUGUGGUCCUGAUGAUGCUGGUGGUUGUGGAUUUACAAAGCUAAUUUUAAGACGAAUUCUCAAAAUAAACUGGACUGGAAAGCUGUUAAAAAAUGCGGAGGAAAUGGUGAAUGGGUGUAUAGGAUCUGAUUUACAUGGCCCUGAUAGAUGUGCUUCUUGCUGUAGAGGAACUUAUUCCAGAUUGAAGGGAUCAAUUCAAACAUAUCUCUUGAAGUGUUCUUACAGAGAUGAUAACAGUGAUAAUUACUUGUAUUAUCCCACAUCAGAGGAUAUUAAGCUAGAAGGCAUCAAUCGUUUUCAUAAGUUUUGGGUCAAAGGUCAACCGGUUAUUGUAAAAAAUGUGCUCGAACGUUCAUUGGCAUCCGGUUGGGAGCCUAUAGAUAUCUGGAAGGGAGUUCGAGAAACUUUAGAUGAAGAGAGAAAUGAAAAUGAUGUCAUUGUGAAGGCUAUUGAUUAUCUAAGCCAGUCAGAGGUUGACAUUGAACUUUCUCAGUUCAUCAAAGGAUACUCGAAAGGACAGAGAGAUGAAAGUGGCUGGCCAAAAAUGUUGAAGCUGAAAGAUUGGCCCCCUCCAAGUGCCUUGGAAGAGUUUUUAUUAUGCCAUAGACCUGAAUUUCUUAGCAAUUUUCCAUUGGUUGAAUUUAUUCACUCCAAAUGGGGUCUUCUUAAUCUUGUCUCUAAGCUGCCACAUGAUACUCUACAGUCAGAAGCAGUGCCCAAAAUUCUCAUUACUUAUGGUACAUCUAAGGAGCUUGGCAGAGGAGAUCCUGUCACCAAACUUCAGAUUAACAUGAGCGACAUGGCUUGUCUUUUAAUGCACACUGCUGAGCCUGAUGCUGAAGGUUUUCAGAAGCCUAUGGGUAAGAGGCAUGAUAAAGCUUCGAUGAAUUCCGAUGGAUGCAUGGAUUUGGACGAAUUUACAGGAGAGGCAGAUCACCAAUCCUACUCUGAUACUGGAGCAACUUUCUUGGAAAAGAGAAGACCUGAAUCUGUCUUUUUAACCGGAAAUCCUGCAAAAAAUUAUGACAAACCUGGAACUGUUUGGGAUAUUUUCCGUCGGCAAGAUGUUCCAAAGUUGAAUGAAUUUUUCGAACUUCACUCGGACAAAUUCGCAAAUUCUGUUUCCCUUCCUGUCUAUGAACAAGCUCUCUACCUAAACAAUGAAGCCAAAAGAAAAUUGAAGGAUGAAUUCAAUAUAGAGCCUUGGACAUUCCAACAGUAUGUUGGGGAGGCUGUAUUUAUACCCGCAGGCUGUCCCUUUCAAGUUAGGAAUCUUCAGUCUUCGGUGCAGUUAGCCUUUGACUUUUUAUCCCCUGAGAGCUUGAGUGAGUCUGUUCGAAUGGCUCAAGAGAUCCGUUGCCUUCCACCCGACCAUGAAGCCAAGCUUAAAAUGCUGGAGGUGGAGAAAAUGUCUUUAUAUGCUGCCAGUUCUGCCGUCAGAGAAAUUCAUAAGAUCGCACUUGAUCCAAAGCUGAGUUCAGAAAUUAAAUUUGAGGACAAGAGGCUUACAGAGAUGGUUUCUGAAAAUUUGGAGAGGCUCUCAAAGAGGAGACAGAUUGCUUGUCCUUAAACCAUAUCACUAUAAUAUUCUUAUAUAAUGUAAGAUAGUGUGUAUAUUAUAGUGUUAUAGAACCAUUGAAUUUAAAUUAUUUGUUCAGAUUAUUGUCAAUAUUAAGCUAUGUAGGUUUGUAAUUUACACAUGCUGUGUUCAAAUUUAGGCAUUUUUUACACUGUUU
Molecule: messenger RNA, 3188 nt
Organism: Phalaenopsis equestris
Lineage: Eukaryota; Viridiplantae; Streptophyta; Magnoliopsida; Asparagales; Orchidaceae
Product: lysine-specific demethylase JMJ25
Exons: 13
Coding region: 314-3022 (902 amino acids)
Biological process (GO): regulation of transcription by RNA polymerase II
Cellular component (GO): histone deacetylase complex; chromatin
Molecular function (GO): transcription coregulator activity; chromatin DNA binding; histone H3K9 demethylase activity
Source: RefSeq, a predicted model, not a curated record